UAUAAGGAAACAUGGAUGUCCUUUAUGACAAUAGUUGUUACAAGUAACACAAUAAUUACCACAGCAAGAGAUCUACAAGCAAUAUAGAUAACAGAACCUGUGUUAAUAAGACAACUAACAGACCUAAAGGUGAAAUAACUUUUAAUCCAUUUCCAUAUAGUGGAAAAGUUAGGAAUUGACAAUAAUAAUGCAUGUUCCAAACUUGAUUCUUGCAUUGAUUUUAAAUUCUGAACUUGCUUAUGAAUUAUUGCUAUAUCAGUUUCCAUUUGUUGUGUUCAUUAAUCCAAACAGUAGAAGGAAUUCACUAACUUACAUGAUCCUUGUGAAGUAAGUUAAUCCAAAGCCAUUCUAUUAUCCAUACUACAAGUGGAGAAUUUCUACUUUUUUUGUAUAGUAUGCACAGCAUUGGUUAAUGCAUGAAAGGCCUACUCUACUUCAAUUAUACGUUCAAAAUAUCUUUUUGUAAUUCAUAGACCUCCAAAUUUAAUAGUAAAAAUUUUAAUGUAUUACUGUAUUGUAUUAACAAAGUUGUCUUCCUAUCAAAGGGUUCUCAAUACAUCUAGGAAAUCUCAAAUGUUGGGGACCAUUAAUUCAUAUGGAUAUACAUUUACUAAUAUGUUGUCCUUAGAGCUCUCCUCAAAAAUUCCCAAUUAACAUUUUAUUAGCAUGUUCUCCAUAUAUCUGACAGACACCUGGCUGCAAGAAAACAAUCUUUGUGAUGAUGUCCAAGACCUCAAUGGGUCACACACUUCCAGAAAAAAAGCUAUUCUGGUUUCUGAUCUUUCCCACAUCCUUCAUUACAAUCCUUGGCCAGAAUAGUUUUUUAAUCUGUUUCAGCUGAUAACAGGCUAUAAUUGGUGUAUUGAUUAACUUCCAGCUUGAUUGUAUAAUGUACAUGCGUAGGACUGCCAUUCUGCAUUACUCAGAAACCAACUGGUACAAAAUACUGCAGGUUAAUCCUAUAAAUGCCAGUUUCACCAGGUCUGAACUGUUAACAUUAAAUGUUUUACUUAAAUACUGCUGGUGAAGGAAAAAGGAUGCUGACCUCAGUACAUUAGGAGUGCUAUUCCUGCAAUAUCCAGCUGCUUUUAAGAACGUUGCCACUUGCUUAUUUUCCUUUCUUACCCUUCAUUCCUGAUUAAUCAUCUAAUAUCCGAUUUUCUCUCUCCCCAGUUUAGAUUGCAGGAGACAUCAUAAAUUCUUCAUGGAAUGCAUGUAUAAGAAUGAACUGGCAGGCUGCAAUAAUUAAACCUAAGUAGGGGUAGGAUGCUUCCUAAAGAAAAGCCAAGAGGUAGGAUGAUGGGGCAGAAAGACUUGGUGACUGGUGCUAUGUGUCACCCCGUUCCCCCCCCCCCCUUUCCCCUAUUAUCUCUGUAUCCCUCAUCAGUGCUGCAUUAAGCUCCUUCUGUCACCCCGGAUAGGGGGUGGGGAUGGGAAUGAAUGACUGAGCUAUCAUCACGUGUGUGCUAGCCUCCUAAAGAAAAACUGAUUGACCAAAGUGUUGUAUGAGGGAGGGAGUCUGACACGAAGAAGCGAGCUGGAAGUAACUCUCAGCUGGGGAAGGGCUUGCUGCAGAACUCCCUCUCCUCCGCUGAGGCACCCCCACCCCCGGGUCCCGGUAUCUAUCACUGCAUCCUUGCACGGUGCUGCCGCCAUGGCUUGGCCCUGCAUCAGCCGAGUAUGCUGCCUGGCGCGCUUCUGGAACCAGCUGGACAAGUCGGAUCUGGCCGUACCGCUCACCAUCCACAAUUAUUCCGACAUCGAAGAAGGGGCGGAAGCGGGCGGUGGAGGCAGCCCUCAGCAGCCUCGGAUCCCGUCAGGAGGUACCGCCAGCAGCCGACCCCAGCCGCCUCCGCGGGCAGCCUCUGCCCUGCCGGCGUCCGCGUCCGCCCCCUCGUUGCGGGACAGCCUGGUCGUUGUCAAGAGGCCGUCGAAAAAAAGCGGGGGCAGGCACCGGAAGGAGCCCUUCGCCGCAGAGACUCAAUACCAGCAGGAUUUCCGAGCGUGGCCGCUGCAGAAGAGGGACACCCUGCCCUGCCUUGGGGAGUGCCGGAGAGCUGAGCCCACGCGGGCACCUCCGGCCGCGGGCGCCCCAGCCGCCUCUCCCCAUGCUGACAUCCUGGCAGGGUCUCGAGUGUACGUGCUGCCGGCGGCUAGGCAGGAGGAGAGCAAUAAGGAUGAUGGCUCCAGACAGGUGUGGCCUUCCUCCUCGCCUCCAGGUAUCGCCAGGACUUCUUACAGACAUGAACAUCACCCAUGGUCUGCAGCAAAACGAUCCAGGCCUACAAAGACAACACGGGGGUUCAUUAUUCCAGAAAAUCACUUUGUGCAAGAAUCUAGCUACAAGUCAGACUUUAAGGAGAAAUACUAUCAAACAAUGUAGGUCAGCUUUCUUCAACCAAUCAUUCUAUUCCAGAAGCAAAGACAAAGUUUUCUUCAAAUCCUUCUGCUGUUUUCCAGGCGCCAUCUCGCAUCCUUAGUAUAUGAAUCUGGUUCAUGAUCAUUUUCUGUUCAACCAGCUUAAGGUUGUGAAGAUGAACAGCUAUGCAACUUUGUAAGUGCUCGUGAGAUAAAAGUAAAGGAUUAUUAAAAUCAGACAUAGUAAUUAUCCGAAUUCAUGAAUCUAAUAUGAAUAUGUAAAUCAUAAAUACUUGAAUUUGAAUUGAAGACAGUCUAACUUACUGGAAAGAAUGACCUAGAUUCAGAGAAAUAUCCUCAUUACCAUUAGCUAGACUUGGCUCCCAUUUGAAACACUGACAAAAAGGCAAUACUUUAAGCAGUAUGCUGAUUCUUAAGUAAAAAAUACACUGUAUAAAAUGCAUCACUAAUUUUCCACUUUCAUUAAUUCAUAGUCAUUUUACUAAGUGGUCCCUAAAACAAUUUGGGUAGAUUUUGAAUUUUGUUACUUCUUUUCACUCACCUUUAAAUGAGUCUCAUACUUUUAAAGACAUUUUAAUGCCACAUUAUUGAGAAUCAUUAUAUUAAAGAGAAUGCUUAAAUCUGAGUUUUAUUUAAAUUACAAUUAUUUUGUAAAAGUAAUUAAAGCAUCAUAGCAAUGAAAGUGGAGUUGGGCUGAGUAGCUUUAUGUAUGUCCUUAAUCACCUCCCAAGUUAUUUAAACACAAGCACCCUACAGGGAUCAAUUCUUUUUUUAAUUUUUUCAUUUAAUUUCAUUAUUUCAUUUUUCAAAUUUUUAUACUGCUCAACUCCCAGAAACUCUAGGAAAUUCACAGGUUAAAAACAUGAAGAACAAUGAAAUAAUGCAUGAUAAAAACAAAGAACAAAAGAUAGAACAAACCCAACAACAGCAGAGCAAACCCACAUGACCCAAAAUGGGACUUCAAUAACAAAGCCAGUUUUUCAGGCAUUUCCAAAACAGUAGGAUGGAGGCCAUCCAGAUCUCUGGGGAGGGGAUCCUCAUUCCAGAGUGCAGGUGGUACAACAAAGAAGGUGCACUUUCAGAGUCCCAAUAGAGGGACUGGAUAUAGUGCUCCAGGUAGGUUCUGAUCAGGGAAGAGUAGAGGAAGCAACAAUUGCUUCCAGUCAAAUGUUGGCUGCUUUUUUGUGGUUCUGGAAGAAAAGGAAAAACGUCUUUUAGAGUCUUGAUACUAUUAGCCCAAUUAUAUACUUUCUUCAUAAAAUUUUAGCGUGUAUUGCUUCAAGAGGAUUGCUUGUCGAUAUUGGUUUGUUUUUUUUUUUUUUUGGUGAAGGUGUUCCCUUUACUUAUGGCUUUCUUAUAUCUUUGGUUCAUUUUUUUUCCUAGGCUGUUUUCCUGAGUCCUUUUGGUCAUGUGAGCCACAGUGCAAGCUCCUUUAUGGCUGUAUGACCAACAUGUAGCCCGUCUAUCACACUCACAUCAACACAUUCCCAGAUGAAAGUCUAGUUUUUACUGUGAAGUUUAAAAAGUGGGUAUGACUAAGAAGUAUUAAAAACCAUCCUGUUUCUUUUCUAAGCCAGAGAGACCCCUAAAUCAUGCUAUGAAAUGAAAGCUGGAUGUUUUAAAAGUGAGGUUGCUUUAUUUACUUAUGCUCUGCCCAUUAUACAGAAAAGGUUGUUUAUAUUAAUGUAUGCCAAAUAAGAAACACAGCUAAAAGUGCAACACACAGCCAGAGGAUCACGGCCUCAUCAAUGUUCCCUGAUUUAUGUACAUAGAAUUAACUGAUCUUUAACAAGCACACUUUUUUCUGGAAGUGGGUUUUUUCAGUCUUGAUAAUGUUUUCCUGAAGGCUCCAUUUCACUGAGAAUUCAGUUAUUAAAUUCUGGGAAGAAAACUUCUCAAAGGCAGUAGAGGCAACUGUAACUAGUAUUCACAUUUUCUUGGGGGCUAGUAGCCCUUACUAGUUUGGGUUAAGUAUUGAAUAUUGCACUAGGCCAGAUAUUAAAGCAAUGGCCAAGAUAAUUUGUUUAAUGUGUUUGUAAAUGUUGUAAAUAGGAAAAAUUAUGAUUUUCCAAAAUAAAAAUGUGCAUGCUUUAAUGUGAUUUUAUUUAACAUUCAUAGUUUUUGAGUAUGCAAACUAGAAAAUGAUUUGCCUUGAAAAAGCAAAAUUACUGCUUGUUGCUAAGGAAGUAUGUGUUAAAUAUGUUAUAGUAUAAUUUUCAGAGAGACAGUUUUACUUUUUCAUUAUUUUGGAAGAGCAUUUUUGUACAAUAUUGUAAUUUUUGCUUAGACAUUUUAAAUACAUUAGUUCUCAUUCAUCCCUAAUACUGCAUAUAUUUAAGACAGGGUUUAACAUAAUAACCACCCCAACUUAAUGCAUUGUUUCAUUUACCUUUGCAGAAGUUACAAUCAUAAUUUGUUGGUUUGAUUCCAGUAUACUUUUGUAAGCUUUUAAUGGGCACAUGAAAUUUCUCAUUUCAGCCCAGUGAUGUCCCAUUUCUGUGUAUGCAGCAUACAAGACCCUUGCGAAUUUUAUUCUGAAUAAUUCAUAUUUAACAUUUCCUAGUUUAAAAUGUGGCUAAUAACAUGCAGCCAAUCUUUCAAAUAAAAAACAGAAGUAAAAGUAAAGUAUUGUAUAAUUUGGAGAAAAUUGGCUGCAGCGAAUUGUUUUUUCAUGAAAAUUUUCUUAAUUGUAAUCAUUCAGCUAAGAUCUAAAAAGUUAUUUACAUUAUCAGAAAAAUCUUAAGGGUUAGGGUAUGUACUUGUUACAUUUUUUUCAUUCUUUGAAUAAGAGGCUCUCUUGCCUUCCAUUAGUGCCAUAUCAUAAACUGCUUUUGACAAUAUUUCAUGUAGCAAUCAUUUUUCCUUAUAGUAAAGGGCCUGCUGCUUGAGAAUUGUUGUUUCAAAAUCUCCUUGAGCAUGUCCACCCCCCACCCCCAGCCCCUGACUUUGGAACAAUCACAAUAAUAAGGUGCUUGUCUAGAAGGUAAAUGACAACAUUGUUCCUCCAGUAGUCUUAUGAGGCCAUUUUGCCAGAUGAAUCCAACAUGCUGAAAGAAUUAGGAGGAAUGGGAAGGUAAAAAAAUACGAUUUGUAGAAACAUGUUCCAAAUUGCAAUCCUUGCAUGUUGAAUGUUUCAAGGUGAAAUUGCUAUUAAUUUUGCUUGACUGAUCUAAUUUCUUUGAAUAUUAAUUGGUUUAAUUAUUUAUAAGCCUGACUUUUACUAAAUGGAGAAAAGAAAAUCACACUGCCUACUUGGUUACAAUUAUUUUAUUUCUUAUAAGAAAAAAUGUGGCAGAACAUGAUAUUUGUAUUUUAUGGAAUUAAAUAAUUUAUUAAAAUGUAUUUUUGUCUACA
This is a messenger RNA of Crotalus tigris (Tiger rattlesnake), 5733 nucleotides long. It is a transcript of the gene MAP6D1, whose product is annotated as MAP6 domain containing 1. Gene Ontology annotation, cellular component: microtubule; Golgi-associated vesicle; cis-Golgi network. The record is from RefSeq and is a predicted model, not a curated record. The transcript is spliced from 4 exons. Bases 1655 to 2383 code for a protein of 242 amino acids. Lineage: Eukaryota; Metazoa; Chordata; Lepidosauria; Squamata; Viperidae. Gene Ontology annotation, molecular function: calmodulin binding; microtubule binding. Gene Ontology annotation, biological process: microtubule cytoskeleton organization; cytoskeleton-dependent intracellular transport; regulation of microtubule cytoskeleton organization.